ACAAGAUAUGUAGCUAUAAUGUGAGGCCGUGGUACGUUUUGUAGAUGUACCAUAUUGCCCUCUGUGUCAACAACGUGCUGUGUAUGAAGAAUGUGGUGGAUCAUUUGAAGCGCUCGUCACUGACGAAUCAAAUACUAAGAGGAGAUAAAAAGAACAAUGUAUUCAUAUCUUACUCAUCUCAAAACAAAACAGACGAGGACAAUACAGGAAGUGACAAUGCAGACACGGACAUAUCAGGAAUUGAAAAUGCAGACACGGACAUAUCAGGAAUUGAAAAUGCAGACACGGACAUAUCAGGAAGUGACAAUACAGGUGUGAUCAGGUCAGGAAGUUACAAUACAGGCGUGGACAAUACAGGAAGUUACGAUACAGGCGUGGACAAUUCCGGAAGUUACGAUACAGGCGUGGACAAUACAGGAAGUUACGAUACAGGCGUGGACAAUACAGGCGUGGACAAUACAGGAAGUUACGAUACAGGCGUGGACAAGACAGAAAGCUACAAUACAGGCGUAGACAAUACAGGAAGUUACGAUACAGGCGUGGACAAUACAGGAAGCUACGAUACAGGCGUGGACAAUACAGAAAGAGACAAUACAGGCGUGGACAAGACAGGAAGUUACGAUACAGGCGUAGACAAUACAGGAAGUUACAAUACAGCCGAGAACAAUACAGGAACUUACAAUACAGGCGUGGACAAUACAGGAAGGGACAAUACAGGCGAGGACAAUACAGGAAGAGACAAUACAGGCGAGGACAAUACAGGCGAGGACAAUACAGGAAGAGACAAUACAGGCGAGGACAAUACAAAAAGGGACAAUACAGGAAGAGACAAUACAGGCGAGGACAAUACAGGCGAGGACAAUACAGGAAGUUACGAUACAGGAAGGGACAAUACAGUAGUCACUCUUGUCACUCUAUACGAAGAAGUCGUUAAGGAAUUGGAAUGCCUCUCAAUGAGCCAGGAAAAUGAGAACCCAAACAUUGUUCGUCUCCAGGAAAUGGUGGAUGAAAUCUUCAGAGAGAAAGGGAAAGAUUCAACGUUCAUAGUUUUCGUAGAAACAAGAGAUUCUGCCAAGGACGUAUCUGAGUACCUAAACGAGAAAUCUGACUUUGCUAAAUGUUGGCAUCUGAUAAGCUCACGGUCCACGGCAGAAGAGGACCAAAGACAAUCUCUUGCCAAUCGUACACGUGUGGUCCAGCGACUCCGAGAGAAAGAGUUAAACGGACUAGUGGCGACACCUGUGGCCGAGGAGGGGUUGGAUAUACCUUCAUGUAACUUUGUCAUUCGCUACAACAAGUCCAGCAACGAGAUAUCAACCAUACAGACCGCAGGACGUAGUAGAGCAAUGCAGGGCACUGUCAUAGACUUUGCUGAUCAACAGAAGCACAGACAGGAGGAGGUGAACGUGAUGAGAUUGACAUUAAUGAAUCAGGCCUUGGAGAACAUUCUAAGCAAGCCUAUCGACGAGAUCAUGCGGACGGUCGCUCAGCGCAUGCGCUCACUCACCAUCGCAGAGGCUGAAGAGGAGCGCAACCGACAGACGCAGUUGGCGGCUAAAACGCAGAGCAACUUCACGCUGCGAUGCUGGGAGUGUCAGGUUGUCGCUGUGUCUAGCUGUGAUAUUAGAUGCUUCAUAAAAUCCCAAUACAUAGUCGUAGGUAGAGAAUUUUACAACAAAGUCAAAUGCCGGCGUAACAAAAAAGUCUGUAAGUAUGGAGGCAUGACUAAAAAAUACAAAAUAGACUGUAAAAACUGUGGAUGUGACUGGGGAGUGGGGGCUUGUAAUGAUAACAAUGUGUUUUUUGCAGUGUUGAAGAUAAAACAGUUUAUUGCGAGGGAUGAUGACACAGGCAUCGAGUACAUUCGCGAGAACUGGACAAAACUACCCUUUACGGUACAGACCAUGGCUGCGGAGGACUUCUCCUCUCUCGCUGGAGUAGAAGAACUGAUUGAACACGUCCAGGACAGCUAGUGGGACACUUACAAGAGGGUACAUUAUAGAACAUGUCCCUGACUGCUCGUCCUAUACUUCAGUAUUGUGUGGCAGGAAUGUACACCAUAGCAUCGACACUGUGAACUCAGUAUUGUGUGGCAGGAAUGUACACCAUAGCAUCGACACUGUGAACUCAGUAUUGUGUGGCAGGAAUGUACACCAUAGCAUCGACACUGUGAACUCAGUAUUGUGUGGCAGGAAUGUACACCAUAGCAUCGACACUGUGAACUCAGUAUUGUGUGGCAGGAAUGUACACCAUAGCAUCGACACUGUGAACUCAGUAUUGUGUG
Messenger RNA from Mizuhopecten yessoensis (Yesso scallop), 2284 nucleotides. RefSeq names its product interferon-induced helicase C domain-containing protein 1-like. The record is from RefSeq and is a predicted model, not a curated record. Gene Ontology annotation, cellular component: cytoplasm. NCBI's taxonomy places the organism in Eukaryota, Metazoa, Mollusca, Bivalvia, Pectinida, Pectinidae. The coding region runs from base 45 to 1973 and encodes 642 amino acids. The transcript is spliced from 5 exons.